Magnolia sinica is the source of this 1564-nucleotide messenger RNA. Its product is annotated as protein SPEAR1-like. Gene Ontology annotation, molecular function: DNA-binding transcription factor activity. Lineage: Eukaryota; Viridiplantae; Streptophyta; Magnoliopsida; Magnoliales; Magnoliaceae. The transcript has 5 exons. The coding region runs from base 665 to 1240 and encodes 191 amino acids. The record is from RefSeq and is a predicted model, not a curated record.
CUAAGUUGGAUGGAAAAAACACACGGAUCAGAGCGCUCAGACGGUUUAGCCACCGAGACCACUGGUUGGACUUUUAACCUCACUGCCCAACUCUAAUAAUCCUUGAAUUUCUUCCAACCAAUGACUAGGAUUACCAGACCAAUGUGAAUUUGAAGAUAAAACCCAUCAACUGCAGGGGCCAAUAAAUGAUCGGUUCAGAUAUUGUGCAUGUGCGCCACGUGUACAGGGAUUAGGUGCUUGAUGACUAAUUUCAGUGCUAUUGCUUACCACCAGAUCCUUUGUUUAAUUAAAUAAUGAAGUUCCUAGCAGCAUUAGAAAAAUAUGAUCAUCGCUCUCAUGUGGUAAUUCUUUAGAAAGAAAGAAACAUCAAGCUACAAGAACUCCUAAAAAAUCACCCAAAAGAAAAAAAAAAGCAAAAGGAAAAAUCUAAACUAGUUGCACUGAAUCAUCAUCAAUCAGAUCCAGCAGUGCAACAAUAGCUUUUGGUGCAAGCAGCUUAAAAAGGGUGUUGGAGAUCUCUUUUUUCUCAUUUGCUUGAAGGUUUUGAGGCCUAUAUUCAUUAGUAAAAUUGGGAAGCUUUUGGUGCAUGAAGCUUAAAAAGGUGUUGGAGAUCUCUUUUUUCUCACUUGGUGGAAGGUUUUGAAGCGAAUAUUCAUUAGGACAGAUGGGUAGCAACUACUUUGGUGAGCCAAGCUUGGGAAAUGGAAGAUCUGGGUCUUCUAGAAAGGGAAAGAAGAGCAACCAAGACAAACCAAAGCAACCUCAGAGAGGCCUUGGAGUGGCCCAGUUAGAAAAGAUCAGAUUAAGAAACCAAAUGGGCUGUUGCUAUUUGCCUUCUCGCCAUAGUACCUCCCAGACAAAUGUCAAUCAGGAGGAGGAUGUGAGAGUGGAGAUGGCGUAUGCAUCAUCAGCAUCAUCAACUUCGUAUUCUUCACCAUCUUCAUUUGGGUUUCAUCCCAACAUCAUGAUGGGCUUGGGAGACAGAGAAACAACAGACAUCAGAUAUGGUGACUCUCAAUCUAGUGGUAGCACAGCUAGAUGGAACCCCAACAACAGUUUCAUACAGGCCCAACAUGCGGCACAAUCGACCAUCACACGGCACUUCCUAAGACUGCCCACGGAGGACUCGAUGCAGAAGAAGAGAAGGCAUGACCGGUGCGAUUCAAUGGGCUCAAGCAGCCAGAACUCUGAUUCAAGUGACACCCAAGAGCUAGAUUUGGAUCUGAAGCUAUCACUUUAAGAAAGAAAAUGAACAGUCUGAUGGUUGGAUUAGCAUUCUUAUCUACAGCUCCAGUCCGGAAGCUGCUUUUUAUAUACUCACAAGCGGGGUAGGUUGAUAAAACUGUGUUGAUUUUCAUGUAGAAGGGUUCUAUGUAAUGGGAGCAAUGCAACCAUCAUCGGGUAGGGGGCAUAUCUCAUGAUCUUCCUCAGAAACUAGUUUGAAUUUCUGCAUCACACAUGAGAAAUCCUUCUGAUUUCAUUUCAAGAACUGUAGAAGAUAAGAAAUCUUGUUCUUUCUACUGCUUGUUAACAUUCAAACCAUUCUAAAGCUUUCAAUGAACAA